CUUCAAUUUAGGAAAUUUCAGUAUUACCUUGAUGAGUGUAAUCGGGUUAUGUCUAGAAGACAGGUGGUGUGUGUUUGUGAUCGGGUUGGAACCUUUGUCUUGGUGCUUUCUUCCUUUCUAGAAACGACCAACGGAGACACUUUCGGAGGGUUUGAGAAAGUUACUGGAACUGGAUGUAUUGUUUGCAUUUGUUUUUUGUCUCUCACUCUUUCUGAACUUGUGAUUUGCUGGAGGCAUGUGAGUGGAGCCAUUACAGCUCUCAAAAUACAGUUUACUUCCACAGUGAUUGGAUUUUACAGUAUAUUUCUGCGAGCCUCCUAUGGCUCUUUGUCACAGAAUUAUUAUCUUCCAGUUCUUUCAGUGCUGACCUUCUUUCUCUUGAGUGCGUUUUGUAUGCUGCUGUGUGUCGUCCUCACAGUCUACGUAGAAUGUGUGAACAUGCAAUGUGUUAAUCAUCUCAAGCUGAAGAUUGUGCUUAUGGGUUGGGGUGAGUUGAAGCUCUAUAAAUGA
Molecule: messenger RNA, 510 nt
Organism: Limulus polyphemus (Atlantic horseshoe crab)
Lineage: Eukaryota; Metazoa; Arthropoda; Merostomata; Xiphosura; Limulidae
Product: adhesion G protein-coupled receptor B3-like
Exons: 4
Coding region: 49-510 (153 amino acids)
Source: RefSeq, a predicted model, not a curated record